AUGGAGAAGAGGCUUUAUAACGCAUGUUUGGAAGGCAGCAAGAGUUCGUUGUUGAAUUUGCUUCAAGAGGAUGCACUUCUUCUUGACAGAUUCAUCACUGGACGUUACCCUGAAACCCCUCUACACGUUGCUUCCAUGCUCGGCCAUCUCGAAUUCGUCGAUGAAAUUCUUACUCGUAAGCCUGAGCUAGCCAAAGAAGUCGAUUCCCGCAAGUCAUCGCCGCUUCACUUAGCCGCAGCAAAAGGGCACCUGCAAGUUGCGAAAAGCUUACUGCAGGUUGACCCUGAUAUGUGUCUUGUUUGUGAUGUUGAUGGGAGGAACCCUAUUCAUAUUGCAGCCAUGAAGGGUCACCUUGGUUUGUUGAGAGAGCUGGUUGAUGCCAGACCUUGGGCAGCUCGAGUGCUAAUGGAGCAAGGUGAGACAGUUUUACAUGCAUGCGUGAGGUGCAACCAGUUGGACGCAUUGCGAUUGUUGGUGGAAAGAGUUUCAGAUCACGAGUUCUUGAAUUCUAAGAAUGACGACGGUAACACCAUCUUGCAUCUGGCAAUAGCUGCUAAACAAACACAGACCAUAAACUUUCUAAUUUCUAACACAACAGUAGACGUGAAUUGUGAGAAUGAAGAUGGUUUCACAGCACUUGAUCUUUUAUCACAAAACCAAAGAGAUAUGAAGGAGGUUGUGGAGUCACUUCAAAGGAUGGGAGCUACUCGUGCGAAAUACAAGCCUUUGUCAAAUCGUGAACUCAGAGCAACAAGAACGAAGAUCUUAUUGUCCACGCAGGAUCAAUCAAAUGGGAUAUCGAAACCAAAGAGAAGGGAAAAUGGGAAGAAGUCUGUUAAAAAAGCUUGGGUGGAAAAACAAUAUAAGACCCUGAUGGUAGUGGCUAUCUUGCUAGCGACCAUGGCAUUCCAAGCGGGAAUCAAUCCUCCUAGUGGUGUUUGGCAAGAAAAUGGAAAGAGUGAAGUUUCAGACGUAACGUCUCAUAAUGCAGGAUACUCCAUAUUGGCAUAUAAUCGUCCAAGCCUAUAUGACAAAUUCGUCAAAUUUAAUACAUUUGGUUUCCUGGCAUCACUAAGCAUCAUCUUGCUGCUUAUAAGUGGAUUACCAUUGAAGUAUGAAUUUUUUAUGUGGGUUUUAAUGAUCACCAUGUGGGCUGCCGUUACUGCAAUGGCCUUGGCAUAUCUAGUAUGUCUCAUAGCUUUAACACCUGAUCAUCAAGAAUCUUUACUGAUCAUUACUGUACCAAUUACUACGCUGGUUUGGAUCGGCUUGCUCAUACUCUUAUUGGACACGAUCGACUCAUCUUCAGAUUGUUGA
Molecule: messenger RNA, 1317 nt
Organism: Hibiscus syriacus
Lineage: Eukaryota; Viridiplantae; Streptophyta; Magnoliopsida; Malvales; Malvaceae
Product: ankyrin repeat-containing protein At5g02620-like
Exons: 4
Coding region: 1-1317 (438 amino acids)
Molecular function (GO): protein binding
Source: RefSeq, a predicted model, not a curated record